Dermacentor silvarum is the source of this 932-nucleotide messenger RNA. Its product is annotated as NADH-cytochrome b5 reductase 3. The transcript is spliced from 4 exons. Lineage: Eukaryota; Metazoa; Arthropoda; Arachnida; Ixodida; Ixodidae. Gene Ontology annotation, molecular function: FAD binding; oxidoreductase activity. Bases 1 to 927 code for a protein of 308 amino acids. The record is from RefSeq and is a predicted model, not a curated record.
AUGUCAUUGCUGGACUUGAGGCUCCGACGACCACCGCUACUGGUCGCGCUACUGACGUUCGCCGGAGGCCUUUUGGCGGCCGUGUUCGUGUUCCGCAAGAUACGCAGCUGUACGAAGGACGACGUGCUCCUUGCCGACCCCAGCGCCCUGUACACAGUCAUGCUGAAGCGCCGCGAGUCGAUCGGCCACAACGUGCGGCUUUUUCGGUUCUCCCUGCGCAGAUAUAGACAGAGACUGGGCGUGCGCGUCGGCGAGCACAUAAUGCUGCGCGCACUGGCUGGCGACCGCCUGCUCAUGCGGCCCUACACCCCCGUGAGCCUGUGCGACCAACGCGGAAGCUUCGAAAUCAUCGUCAAGAUCUACAAGGCCGGCGUGUCCACCGAGUUUCCCCAGGGAGGACUGAUGUCCCAGUUCCUGGACACUCUCCAGCCGGGAGACGAAGUACAGAUACGAGGUCCACGAGGGAAAUUUGUGUACGAGGGCCACGGCAGCUUCGUCACCGCGCACGGCGAUCGGCUACCGCCUGUCAAACGGCUGGGCCUAAUCGCGGCCGGCAGCGGAGUGACACCGAUGCUGCAGCUGCUGAGAAAUAUGUUCGCGGACAGCGCGGACUGCACGCUCGUGCGCAUGAUAGACGUCAACCGCAGCGACAAGGAGAUCAUCGCACUGCGGGAGCUCAACGAGUACGCCAGGGGACACUCCUCAACCUUCAGGAUCUGCCAUGUGUUGUCAGAGCUGCCCUCCCUAGAGCUGAUGCCAGGUGUUAUUCAAGGACCACUGAACCGCUACAUCAUGGCCGCACACCUUCCUGCGCCGGACUCCAACUCGCUGAUUCUGUGCUGUGGUCCACCAGCACUGAUGGACAAAGUAUGCAGGCCAGCGCUUGCGGAUAUUGGCUACAAAAAUGAACAAGUCCUCUUUUACUGAGCCAG